This is a messenger RNA of Sclerotinia trifoliorum, 4168 nucleotides long. The record is from the annotation of a GenBank genome assembly. NCBI's taxonomy places the organism in Eukaryota, Fungi, Ascomycota, Leotiomycetes, Helotiales, Sclerotiniaceae.
CUCGAGUAUAUAUAACGGAGUAGGCAGGUAGGUUCUCCACUACGUCUCGGCAGUCGGAGCUUGGAAGCCCCGAUGAUUGACGUUUGCAGCAAGCUUAUCAAGCUGGGUUUUCUAAUCCAACACAUGUGCCUGCAUGGAAUCAGGAGUCCCUUAUGAACGUAUUAAGUGUCAACAACAACAAAAAACACCUCUUCAACGUCCUUAAUCCUGAACCUUGAAUCUUGCAUAAGCACUCAGCCUCGAUUUAUUUCAUUUUAAUUUCAAAAGUUUCAUCACACAUCACCAGGUGAUACGCUUAUUAUAGGACGGACUACCAGUCUGUUGUGUUUUGGAAACAGGAAAAGUUCUGUGGGUGAUAUUUUCAUUCAGUCAAUCAACCCAUUUGUAUCAACCAACUCUUCUACAAUAAAUAGCCUCAUCAUGAGUUCGAGUGGCCCGCCGGUUCCUACCGCCAAUAACUCGAAUGCUCAACAACCUCAACCACCACCAAAAGUUCUUAGCUGCACGAACUGUAGACGACGUAAGAUAAGAUGCAACAAAACGACAAAUCCUUGUCUCCCGUGUCAAGUGAGUAGACUGUGUUUUCCCUAUCUUCCAUCCAUCCUCUUUGAAUAUCGAUGACCAACUCACAGUCAGGCAUCUGGUACGGAAUGUAUCUUCCCUACCCGAGUCCGCAAUCCUCGGCCGAGACAGAGUAAUCCAAAGUCUCGUGAUGCUGAGCUGUUGAAGAGGAUCUCUCACCUCGAAAGUUUGGUGAGCAGAAUUGAUGCCACAAAACUCACCGGUGAUGCCAGUCCGACAGAAGACAAUAGCCGAUCAAAUGAGCCAUCACCAGCAACGCGGACUCAUCGUUCUUUCACAUCCCCAAGUAAUUACCCCAGGCUUCCGGAGACUGGUUUAAUACCGGGUCGUAUGGAUCACCAAUUCGCUUCAUUCAUAAAGCGCCAGGAGACCGACUCGAUUUAUCCUCAUGACGGCUUUUGGACGAGAUUAAGUGAAGAAAUCGAUGGAUUGAAGCAGCUCAUUGAAACCCCGAGCGACGACGAAGAAGAGGCUUCUGCAUCAACUGCAACGUCGCCCGCCUCCAAGUAUGAUUCCCCUUCGCUGUUUGUCUUUGAUUCUAGGGUGACCUCUUCGAAUAUAUCAAUCUCGUAUCCGUCCGACCGUCAUCGCGAUAUUUUAUUCGAAUUUUAUUUCAAAAAUGUUCAUCCUUUAAUAACUGUAAUGCAUGAACAAACGGUAUACCUCACAACACAUUCAGACUCUGGACUAAUUGACCAAGAUACCGGUCGACACAAGUUCAAAAGUCUUCAAGCUGUCACGUGCUCUUUUUGCUUUGCGGCAGUAACGAGCAUGACAAAUGAAGAGUGUCUCGAGCAUCUUGACGAAGAAAGGGACAUCUUAGUGGCACGAUACAAAACUUCGACGGAGAUUGCUCUUCAGGAAUCGGAUUUUUUAAAUAGUGUGGAAAUCGUUACCUUACAAGCUUUGUUAGUUUAUAUUGUAAGUAAACUUCUUCUUCUAGGCAUCUUGGUCAGUGAUUCUGUAAUAUUUUAUUUAUGUACGUAUUUUAGGCAGCCAUGCGCUCUCAUGAUCGAAGUCGAACUACCUGGACAUUCAUCGGUCUGGCAGUUCGCAUUGCUCGUGCUCUUGGACUUCACAGAGACCCUACCGGUGACCCUUUCGAUGUGCAGAUGCGAAGAAGAGCAUGGUGGUCGUUGCUUGUACUCGAUACUAGAGCUUCUGAAGAUCGUGGUACUGAAGCAAUGAUAACGGAUGGCUCUUUUGACACGAAAAUGCCUGCCAACGUUAACGAUGAGGACUUCGGGACGGCUUCUGAAUCUCCUGUGGUGGAUAAGAUAGGACUUACCAGCAUGGCUUUUCCUUGCAUUACAAUGAUAGUCAGUGGAAUCGGAUUGAAGAUGAAUUUCGUGUCUACCCAAAAGGAUGCGCCGGUCUGGACCACGGAACAGAAAGAACAGAUGAUCAAGGGAUUUACUGAUAAGGUAGAAUCAACCUAUCUUGCAGGUUGUGACCCCACAGAUCCUAAAUCCUGGUGGAUUUGUCGCAUAGCACGACUUUUAUCUCUCAAAUUAUGGUUGUCUACACAAUAUCCGCUUCAGCGUAGGAAAUCGACGUAUCGAGUACUUCCUCGAGGACAAUCUCUGCGCACUGCCAUGGCAUACCUAAACUUGAUUGAAGAGUUGCAGCAACAUGAGGGUUGCGGAGGGUGGUUUUGGCUUUUCAAAACCUAUGUCCCAUGGCAUGCGGUCGCUGUGGCUCUAGCUGAGCUUUGUGCUGAACCGACUGGCCCUCUUGCUGAUGAAGCUUGGGGGGUCAUUGAACAUCAUUAUAAUAAAUGGAGUGAAUAUGUCGCAGACACAAAGGAUGGAAUGAUUUGGCGACCAGUUAAGAAUUUGCUAAAACGAGCCAAAGCAGAAAGGAGGCGAGAAAGGGCCUUCAGUGGAUCGCAAGCAUCGGCAGCCACCCCAACCUUUUCCGAAACUAAUAUUUACAGUCCACCUUCCGGAUUGGGUCCCGAAUUCUCUUCAGUUAUGCCAGAAAAUAACAACUACCACCAGCCAUCAACUAUUGAACAAAUUGGCCCAAGUGGACAUAACCCAUACGGUCCAAUGGGCUUCGAUCUUCCCAUACCCAUGGCUCCUACCGCCAUGGAUACGAAUAUGGUAUCACCAUUAAAUAUUCCGGACGCUUAUACAAAUGCACAUUGGAAUGAAUUCAUUUUCGGAUUAGGGGCCGUUGGUGCGGACGGACAUCAAAAUCCAGAGUUGUGGAGUGCAUAUCAAGAUUACUUUACUGGCUCUUGAUCAUUUUAGGAGAGCAUUGAAAAUCCUCAAAUUCGCCUGCAACUACUACUGCCAUACUUUUGUGAUGAUUGCUUGGCUUGGACAGUAUGUGUACGAUCAGAAAGACGUUGUAAUAUCAAAUAUCUCCUCUCGUUUAAGUCGUUUUACAUACAUAUUAUACCAAAAGCUGAGGGAACAUCUUCGGAUAAAUUAAGGUUAUGAGAGCACGAAUUUAUUACUCGUAAUUCUAAGCACGCACAAGCCUUACAAACAAUUUCAAAAUGCCGAUAAUUUGUUUCUGAUAUUGGCCCGCGCGCAGAACUUUAUCACGGUUUGGGAUACUGGAGGUCAUUCAAAAUCAUGACAACAAUUACUAUUUGGGUAGUAAAGCCCGUCGGGUUAGGAAAUACCGGUACAAUGGAAAUCCCGUCUGGAGAUUUUAAUUGCAAAUAGACAUGAUCAAAAUGUCACAUUCAGAUAGCUUCUAACAAUCCCUGCGUCAAGAACCUAGGUCUCGCCAUGCGGAGGAGUACUUGAGUGAAACAAAUGGUGAAGCGAAUUUUGAUUCACUCUCCGACCGUGCAAAGGCACGCACGUAUGUUUCGAAAUAAGAACGGCUUAGGGCGCAUACUGAUGAAAUGCUACUUGAACAUGGCUCAAUUUAUAAGCUUCAUCUGGAAAACAGGGCAGAUUUUCUUUGUGUAAGAAUAUUUCGGGCGGUGCAGGAUUGGGGGUUGGGGAACAUUUAUAAAUCCUAAUUGGAAAUAAUUGCAUAUUAACGGUAUUAUCAGAACUUGACACAAUCUCACUUGUUCUAUGGAAUCAUUGUGUGUACAUGGAGCUUUCGUCUUAUGUAUGAAUGGAUGUGGAGGGGGACAAUCGAGGGCAUGUAUAUUAUAAUGGACUGUUGCAUGUGACGAGAAGUCAUUGACAGACAACCAUUUUCAACAAGGUCAUGAAAUAGGAGUCUAUUCUCUUGGAUCUACAUGAGCAAUUCCGCAAUAUUUGAUUAGUGAUCAUGUUCAAGAAGAUGCAGAUUUCAUCCACAUGGAUAGCCUGGACAAUACUUUCAAUUGCUGGCCAUACUCAGUAUUUCGCAAAGACCAAAUCAAUAUGAACAAGGCCAUGACUUAAUCUAGUUCGUUCAAUUAUUCAUCACAUGUCAAUUAGUCAUACUUCAGGUUCCUUGCCCUUUAGGUCAUAGGCCGAUCUUUGUUUUACCCCUGAUCCAAGCUUUAGCCACAGCAGAUCUAGUCAAGACAACCAUGCUACACGAUCGCAUCGCGCAUCAUGUUUGGUUUUCCAAAAGCAGACUGUUGCGAAGAUGGACGUGACUAGUGGAGAAUUAUUAGUGAAAUUCA